AGUUGUUUUUUCUAAACGUCAGGGCUAAAAAAGUACUUCCCUCCUCAAAACAAGCAGCGGGGUUAUGAAGAGACGUCAUCUCGAUUGAGUUCAUCAAAUUCACACAAACGCCAAAGAGAAUCUCUCGGCGGAAUCGAAAAUACCCCUCCCGCAAAAGGCGAUCACCGCGAGAGAACCAUGCCCUAUUCAAACCCAUGGGGGCGCAUCAGCACCCCUGCGAAGCAGUCCCAGUUCUCGCUCGACAUGUUCGAGGAGUGGAAGGUGCGGCAGAACGAAGAAAUUGCCAACCGCGGCGCCGACGGCGAUGCAGGGGUGGAGGAGGCGCACAACCGCCACCUACUCCGGCAGAACCUCAACGCCUACAUCUGCUACAAGGAGCUGGAUCAGUACACGACGUGUCUGGAGGACAAGAAGCUCAUCCGACGCAGCGACGAUGGCGACAGCGGGGCCGGGGCUUCUUCCUCCUCGAGCGCCGUGUUUGAGGUGAACACGCAGAACAGGGUGAACGAGAAGCUGUGCCGGUCGACCCACAACGCCUACGUCUCCUGCAUGAGCGCGCAGAAGAACCAAGAGGCGGUGCUCCAGUCGGCUAGCUUAGAGCCGCACUGCACGGAGCAGCGCGAGAAGCUGUUUCACUGCAUGCGGACCCAUCAGCAGACGGAGGCGCAGACAAACACCCCGCAGUGCACGACGGCGUAUCGCACGCUGCUGCGGUGUGGGUUGAACCACCUGUGGAACCGAUACUGGCGUGAGCUAACAAAGUUCAGCGAUACGGAUGAGUUUCACCUGUAUGAGCUCUCGCGCGAUGACAACAAGAAGCAGGAGUACUUGAGAAUGGUGACCACGUCGGAGCCGCAGCAGCAGGCGCAUGCACGAGAGAGGGAAGAGAUGCGGGAUGGGUACUUUCUGGACCCGGACGACAAGAAAGCCGCCCAGUCAUAA
This is a messenger RNA of Leptomonas pyrrhocoris, 942 nucleotides long. RefSeq lists its product as hypothetical. The transcript has a single exon. The record is from RefSeq and is a predicted model, not a curated record. Lineage: Eukaryota; Euglenozoa; Kinetoplastea; Trypanosomatida; Trypanosomatidae. Bases 178 to 942 code for a protein of 254 amino acids.